GGCUGCUGGUUUUGACAGCGGAGGGGAGCGGGUGAGGAGAAGCGGAGGAUCGGAGCGGACCACAGCUUGCUGUUGCAGCGGCUGAAGGGGGCACAGACACACCAGCCGGACACGGUCCCUCUAACGCACACACACACUUACACUCACACACACACAGUCCUCCUCCUCAUCAUAAUCAUCAUCAUUUACCAGCAGCAUCCACACUGGAAGAAGCCGGUUUGCAGCAAUCGGUUAAAACCACCUGCUGAGGACAGACAGGAUCUGAGGUUUAAAUCCACACUGUGUGGAUUCCGACAUCUUCACCCUGUUGACCACCCUGACUCUGCUGUUGAACCUGGGGAAAAGGUUUACAUCGUGACAUCAACACGCCCGAACAUGGACAGGAACAGGAAGUGGGUGCCAGGCUUCGAAGCUGUGCUAUUGAUUCUCCUGAGUCACACGACUGUAGCGCUGGAAGUGCCUCUUGAUCCUAAAGUACUGGAAGGAUUGCCCCAGCCCCCGACUAUAACACUACAAUCCCCAAAGGAUUACAUCUUUGAUCCACGGGAGAACAUCGUCAUCCACUGUGAGGCCAAGGGGAAGCCUCAGCCCAGCUUUUCAUGGACGAGAAAUGGGAGCCACUUUGAUGUAGAGAAAGACUCUAAAGUCUUAAUGAAACCCGGUUCAGGAACUCUGGUCAUUGACAUCAGCCAGGAGAAGGCCGAAGCCUAUGAGGGAACGUACCAGUGCACAGCUCACAACGAGCACGGCACCGCUGUGUCCAAUAACAUCGUCAUCCGACAGUCCAGGUCCCCCUUAUGGUCGAAGGAGAGAAAUGAGGCCAUCGUGGUACAGAAGGGGGUCUCCCUCGUGCUGCAGUGCCGACCCCCUGCAGGGUUACCUCCUCCUGUCAUCUUCUGGAUGGAUAACAAUUUUCAGAGGCUGCCGCUGGAUAAACGAGUGUCCCAGGCCCUGAACGGAGACUUGUACUUUUCCAAUGUUCUCCCAGAAGACACCAGGAGUGACUACAUUUGUUACGCUCGCUUCCCCCAUACGCAGACCAUCCAGCAAAAACAGCCCAUUUCAGUCACUGUGCUGGACAGCAGCCCAGACGGGGAGCGUCGCCCUGGUUUUAUGCUGCCUCUAGGGACCACCAGCACACAGAUGGUUCUGAGAGGAGAGACUCUGGAGCUAGAAUGCAUCGCUGAUGGCUUGCCCACUCCAGAUAUCUCCUGGCAGAAGGAUGGAGGCGAGUUGCCGAGCAGCAGGACGUCUUUCCACAACUUUAAGAAGACGCUGAAGAUUUCUGAUGUGAAUGAAGCUGAUGGUGGCGCUUACCGCUGUACGGCUACAAACAACCUGGGAACCGUGCACCACAUCAUAAAGGUCACCGUCAAUGCUGCUCCUUUCUGGGUCAGCGCUCCCAGGAACCUGAUCCUCGCUCCGAACGAGACUGGCAUCUUGAUGUGUCGAGUUAGCGGAGAACCCAAACCACAGAUUAGCUGGUUUGUCAAUGGAGUUCCCAUAGAGAAUGCUCCAGAAGACCACAGUCGCAAAGUGGACGACGACACUGUGAUUCUCAGCAGUGUGCAGUCAGGGUCCAGCGCUGUCUACCAGUGUAAUGCGUCCAAUGCGUUUGGCUACCUGAUGGCUAAUGCUUUUGUCAAUGUUCUUGCUGAACCUCCAAGGGUUCUCACUCCACCUAACAGAGUGUACCAGGUCAUCACCAACAACCCUGCUUUACUGCACUGCGCCUCAUUUGGCUCACCAAUACCAACAAUCACAUGGUUCAAAGACAGUCAGAUCAGCAUCAAGAAUGGUGACCCAUACGUCAUCCGUGAGGAUGGUACACUGGAAAUCCAUGUGGCCCAGCCGCUGAAUAGCGGAAAGUACACCUGCAUUGCCACCAACAACCUGGGGAUCAAAGAGAACCACGUCUUCCUCGAGGUUAAAGAGCCCACUCGUAUCCUGAAGCAGCCUGAGUACAAGGUGGUGCAGAGAGGAAUGAGCGCUGUGUUCGAGUGUAAAGUCAAACACGACCCUUCUCUUCAUCCCACCAUGACCUGGCUCAAAGACAAAGGAGAGCUGCCAGACGAUGAGAGGUUUGAGGUGGGCACAGACAGUCUGAUCAUCAAAGACGUGACCGAUGAGGACGAGGGAACUUACACUUGCAUCAUGAACACAACUCUGGAUCAGGACUCAGCCAGCGCCAUGCUGACUGUUGUCGAGGCGACUCCUACUCCGGCAAUUGUCUACGAGAAACCUGACCCUCCGACUGACCUGGAACUGACUGACCAAACAGAGAGGACCGUUCAGCUCACCUGGACCCCAGGAGACGAACACAACAGUCCCACACAGAAGUUUUUGAUCCAGUACGAGGAUCUGCUCCACGAACCUGGAGUUUGGAUCAACCUGACAGAAGUUGCCGGUACCAGCACCACGGCUCAGUUAAACCUCUCUCCAUACGUCUACUACUCUUUCAGAGUGCGGGCUCUGAAUAAUGUCGGCUACAGCGAGCCCAGCCAGCCCUCACGGCAGUACAGAACCAACCCUGCUGCUCCUGAUGAAAACCCAUCAGAUGUUCAUGGGGUGGGACUGGAGCCAGGCAACCUGGUCAUCUCCUGGACACCGCUGACAGGAUUCCAGUCCAAUGGGCCCGGUCUGGAGUACAAAGUGCAGUGGAGACAGAAGGACGUAGAGGAGAACUGGUCAUCAAAGAACGUGGCCAAUGUUUCUCAGUAUGUCGUGUCUGGAACUCCGACCUACGUGCCCUACGAGAUCAAAGUCCAGGCUCUGAAUGAUUACGGCAGCGGACCUGACCCUGAAGUAGUGAUUGGGUACUCUGGAGAAGACCUGCCUUUGUCUGCUCCAGAUAGUGUUCGUGUGAUGGUUCACAGCAGCACACUGGCAGAAGUGCAUUGGGAGCCUGUAGCUUUCCCCUCAGUGCGAGGAAAACUACAGGGAUACAAGGUAUACUACCGUCGCGAGCGUGGCUUACAUGAGACAGAAAAGGAAACCAAGGAAGAGGAACAGGUUUUAUCUUUCAGUGGGAACCGUAGCGAGGGACGUCUGCCAGGCCUGCAGCCUUACAGCGUCUACAGCGUCUUCGUCAAAGUCCUUAACAGCAAAGGAGAAGGGCCUCCCAGCCCCAGCAAGACUUUUGAGACACCAGAGGGAGUUCCAGAGCAACCUUCUUUUCUGAAUGUGGUCAACCAUGGUAUGGACUCCCUCACUCUGGAAUGGGGCCCACCAACCAACAACAAUGGUCGCCUCGCUGGAUACACACUCGGAUACCAACCAGUCAACUACACUAGUGAACUGGGACCAGUAAAGGUCAUGACCUUCCUUGCCAACGAGACCACCGUUACCCUGGGCAACCUGAACGCCAGCAUGCUCUACAAGUUUUACCUUAGUGCAAGAACAAUCAAGGGUCCCGGCCCCAACAUCACACAAGAGGCGUCCACAGCCAUGGACACAACUCGUAUUCAGCCCACUGUAGAGACGGGCAAAGGCCCCACAGAGCCCCCUCACCCAACUUCCCCCAUCACUCAGUCUCUGCACUCCCCAUUUCACAAGGUGCGUCCUGUAGGCCCUCCGUUUGGUACAGUUAACACAUCUGUAUCCGAGGACGGUGCAGUGAUCAGUUGGGAAUACUUUGGACACCAUAAGAAUGUAUAUGUGGAAUAUAUAGUAGAAAACAGUAAAGAGGACUGGAAAAAGGAGGCGGUAAAUGGUUCACACUCGCAUUUGAUAAAGGGUUUAAAGCCAGGGAUGUCCUAUAGGGUGCGUGUGGUAGCAAAAGAUGCAGCUGACCCAACGGUCCACAGCACUGAUGAAGUGCUGGUUGCAGUGCCAGCUGUACCCAGCCGGCAGGUAGACAUCGCCACCCAGGGCUGGUUUAUUGGACUCAUGUGUGCCAUCGCUCUGCUCAUCCUGGUGCUUCUCAUAGUGUGCUUCAUCAAGAGAAACAAGGGAGGCAAAUAUCCAGUCAAAGAGAAAGAAGAUGCUCACCAAGACCCAGAGAUCCAGCCCAUGAAGGAGGAUGAUGGGACAUUUGGAGAGUACAGUGACACAGAGGACCACAAGCCGCUGAAGGGCAGCCGGACGCCGUCCAACGGGACGGUGCGCCGCGACGAGAGCGACGACAGUCUGGUGGACUACGGGGAGGGCGGGGACGGACAGUUCAACGAGGACGGCUCCUUCAUCGGCCAGUACAGCGGCAAGAAAGAGAAAGACACUCACGAAGGCAACGAGAGCUCAGAGGCCCCGUCGCCCGUCAACGCCAUGAACUCGUUCGUCUAACGAAGGGGCCUACAGCCCUGGCUGCAACUGUUGCUACGGCCUGCAUCCUUGUCACCCUGGCAAAUGUGACCAUGGAGACUGCCUCCGUGGUGACAGUUGCUAAGGUGACAGUCGUUCUGUGGACGCCUAACUUCUACCCCGUGGUGGCUGUCGCUCUGGUGGCCACGGCUACCCGUCACCAAGACUGCUGACACGUCCUCAUCUCCGCUUCCCUGCCAGCCCCCACUCCCCAAAGUCACACUGUGACCUCCCAAUGAACACACACUCGAUAAGACUAACACCACAACCCCCCCAUGACCGCUAAAAGGUGUGAAAUGAAUGACGCGAUGAGGAAAAGGAGAGAGCAAGCAAUAUAGAAGAGCAGGAGGAAUGUACCAGAGAAGGGUCUUACCACUCAGACUGUGUGGCCAAAUGUGUGUGUGUGUGUGUGUGUGUGUGUGUGUGUGUGUGUGUGUGUGUGUGUGUGUGUGUGUGUGUGUGUGUGUGUGUGUGUGUUGAUGCCAUUUGAUCUCAAACAUACCGAAUAUCCAAAUAUAUAUAUUUUAAGAAAUUAUGGGACAUGACCCAAAAGGCAGGCAAAUACACACCCCGAUCACAAACAUCUGCAUGGAGUAAAUCAUGAUUCUAUUAAGCAUCUCACCACACUCGUGUCAGUUGUUGCAGAGGUGUUGAAGCUGUAUAUGGUGCACCCCUACAAGCAGCCGCCUUUUUUUGUUGUUUUCGGAAAGUGUUAAAUGGCGUAUGAUUAUAUAGAGGAAAAAAACGGCAGCGGUGUCCUCAACACACCCUGCUGGGAAGUGUGUGACUCAAAGUAGAAGCUAGCUUUUGUUUUAUUUUUCUUUUGAGACAGACGGACUGUUUGUACAUAUGUAAUGGAAUAAGAAAGAAAGCUAUAUUUCAAGGUCAGGUUUGUCCAUUUGUAGUCAUUGGAAAACCUGGCAAGAAAAUGCUUUGAACUCAGCGUUUGGUCACUCCGUAUCACACCAGCCAGCCAGCCAGCCAGAACUCCCACAUUGAAUUCCAGUCGGCCUGAUUUUUAGCCUCAUGUUUUCUCGAGCUCGUGUUUCCGACUUUUUUCCCCAGUCCGUUUCUUUCCUGUGCUUCUUGAUCCAGUGUCAUCGUCAAGUGCUUCCACCCGGAGUCGUGGCCACUGUUCGAGUCUUUUUGUUUUCAAUGAUCACGGUAUUGUGUCGGAGCUAAACAUCAUUACCAAUAGCAUUUCUCUCCUAUUCUGCUCUGUACACCGGCAGAAAAAUAUGUUACACUGAAAGUGCACACUGUAGUUUCUGGAUAUUUUAGAUGUUGACGAUCAAGAAAAGGUCUCAGCACGGUUUCUAGUGCCUUUGUAGAGAACGGUGACCUAGAUCCACAGAGUUACAUCCCUCUUCAUACACGAGUUGGUUAAAAAAGAACGCGUUACAUAGAAAAUACCAUCCAACUUAACUCUAGCUGUUAAAUAUAUGCGAGUAUUAAACGCUACAUUAAACGUUCAUGGAAAAUAAGCUACAGGAUUCAGGCGAUGAUGAAGAAAUUCUUCACAGGGGAACAUUUAAACUGUGUUAUGAGCUGUGUGGUCACUGAGUUGUAAGUAUGAGCAGUCCAGGGACACUAUUUUAAAAGUGCAUUUUGAAUAUGACAGAUUUGACAGGCGUUAUAGUUGCGAGGAAUCGUUUCCAGCUGUAGAUUGUUCUGGCCUUGUUGACAAUCAUGCUAUUCAGCUACCAUUAGCUCACGUGGUACGCAAACCGUGAAAAAAAAAAAAAAAAGCAUCUCCCCUGAAGGAAAUAUGUGGAAUAGUGGAAAAAAAUGUAAGAAACCUGAGGUCAUGAUUCAUUUCUCUCCUCCUCACCUCGUUUCAUCUGGAGGAGGAACCAAACUACUGCCAACCUGCUCACCAGGUAACUGCCAAUGGAAGCCAGACGCACCAUGUGGGACAGACUCACCGUUACUGGUAGCUCUUAGGAAAUUCAAGGGGGUUGGAGAAUUGAUGCUGAAUGUGGAAACAAGUAUCCAUUUUUGUGAAUGAAAAAUAUUGCUUGUUUCACUGCAAAUGGUAAACACACUGGUGACUUUGGUUUAUGCAUUUAACCUUAUAUAUAUGUCGUCUGAGCGCAGCACUCAGUGAGUUUUCUAUUACUGUAAAUGAAUGAAGCUUACGUGUGAAUGUUUGGGUGCAUGAGUGCGUGUGCGUGUGUGUGCAGCACAUGCAUGCUACCGUGUUACAGCGUGCGUGAUGUAAACUACUGCUUUCUAUUUCCAUUGACGGUCAAUAAAUCCAAUGUGUGUCAAGCAGUCUGCUCCUGCAGGAGAUCCAAGACUACUUCUUUUUUUUUUCUCAGAGAACAUUUCCAUGUUUUAGGUUUAUCAUAACUUGCAUCAAGUUUUUAGGUUGCAACGUGUCGGCUUUCCACAUGUAGAUAUUUCUGUUGUAUUUUGUAAAUAAUUGGCUUGAACUGAGCGUAGAGGUUGGAGAUGAGAGCUUGACCUCAGUCGGCCCCGCUGCAUUAUGGGUAGGGGGCUGGCAAAAAAACAAACAACAAAAAAAUGGCAUUGCGUGAGAUGAGACUAUUUACAGUUUUCACUUUUUCAUUUUGGUGUGAAAUUUCUUUUCUUUUCUUUUUUAACUCGUCAGGUGAAAUUUGCUAAGUCAAACGUUUUAGCCUAUCAGGUAUCAAAGGAGAUUAUUUAACUUGUGACUGAGCUCUUGUGACACCUGUAUUGUUUCUGUCUUUGACAGUUCAUGCACAUUUCCUGUAUUUUUUAUAAAAACACACCCAAUUAAACAGGCCGUGUCAUUUCAAACACUCCAUGCAUCUAAUUUACGACAACAUCUGGUGUCUGAAUGCAUCACGCUGGAGAACUGCUGUCCUAAACUAGAUGUCGCAGGAAAAUGACACGUCCUUUUAAGUGUGUGCACUCAAAAAAAAAUAACAAAAUAAAACUAAUUUUGAGCAUAUGGAACGAUGGCCGGCAUGGAUACAUAAGUGGACUGGCAAAUUGGAGUGUGAAUAGCCUGGAAACAAUGUUCUAGUUACUGGUGAACAUACAGUAGGAUAUACAGUAUAUGAUAUGAUAUAAUAUGACAUUCUGGUUAAUGUUGAAGCUACACGAGAAGCAUGAAAGGCUGUCAAAAUUGUUUACUCUACAAUAUAAUAUUGCAAAAUAUUUUGUAUUUUAAAUGAAGUUUAAAAAACAAUGAAAUAAAUGUUGGUUUCAGGAUUUCAAA
This is a messenger RNA of Acanthochromis polyacanthus (spiny chromis), 7507 nucleotides long. It is a transcript of the gene nrcama, whose product is annotated as neuronal cell adhesion molecule a. Gene Ontology annotation, biological process: brain development; cell-cell adhesion. The coding region runs from base 376 to 4281 and encodes 1301 amino acids. Lineage: Eukaryota; Metazoa; Chordata; Actinopteri; Pomacentridae. The transcript is spliced from 32 exons. The record is from RefSeq and is a predicted model, not a curated record. Gene Ontology annotation, molecular function: cell-cell adhesion mediator activity.